Messenger RNA from Juglans regia (Persian walnut), 2615 nucleotides. Its product is annotated as mitogen-activated protein kinase kinase kinase NPK1. The record is from RefSeq and is a predicted model, not a curated record. The coding region runs from base 200 to 2242 and encodes 680 amino acids. Gene Ontology annotation, molecular function: ATP binding; protein kinase activity. Gene Ontology annotation, biological process: protein phosphorylation. NCBI's taxonomy places the organism in Eukaryota, Viridiplantae, Streptophyta, Magnoliopsida, Fagales, Juglandaceae. The transcript is spliced from 17 exons.
AACUGAUCCUCGUUGCCUUUUCCCUCCUUCAAAUUUCCACUCUCACUCGUCUGUCUCUUGAUCUCUGUCUCUGUUCCUGUCUCACACACCGAAUAUAAACGUUACUGAACCCUAGCCUCAGCCUCUCUCCGAACUCCGAACUCCGAACGUCUCCUCCAACUAAUCCCACAAAACCUCGGGAACCGGGACGCUUAAACCAAUGCAGGACAUCCUCGGAUCGGUUCGUCGGUCCAUGGUGUUCCGAACCCCAGGCGGGGACGAUCGAGGGUUCGGUAGUGGCCUGGUCGAGAAGAUCGGCUCCAGCCUCCGGAAAUCUCGAAUCGGUCUGUUCUCGAAGCCGCCGGUCCGGGCACUACCUCCAGUUCCUAAAGACGACGCGCCUCCGAUCCGGUGGCGCAAGGGCGAGUUGAUAGGGUGUGGUGCGUUCGGUCGGGUCUAUAUGGGAAUGAACCUCGACUCUGGAGAGUUGAUCGCCGUGAAACAGGUCUCGAUUGCGGCGAACAAUGCUUCAAAGGAGAAAACACAGGCUCACAUUCGAGAAUUGGAGGAGGAAGUGAAACUGCUGAAGAAUCUGUCUCAUCCAAAUAUUGUUAGAUACUUGGGAACUGCUAGAGAGGAAGAAUCGUUGAAUAUCCUGUUGGAAUUUGUUCCGGGUGGAUCUAUAUCAUCACUCUUAGGGAAAUUCGGAUCCUUCCCUGAGUCUGUUAUAAGAAUGUAUACGAAACAACUGUUGUUAGGCCUUGAAUACCUUCACAAGAAUGGAAUUAUGCAUCGGGACAUCAAGGGUGCAAACAUUCUCGUCGAUAAUAAGGGCUGCAUUAAACUUGCGGACUUUGGUGCAUCCAAGAAAGUUGUUGAGUUGGCUACUAUAAAUGGUGCUAAGUCAAUGAAGGGUACACCAUAUUGGAUGGCUCCUGAAGUCAUUCUACAGACUGGGCACAGCUUCUCUGCUGAUAUAUGGAGUGUUGGAUGUACUGUAAUUGAGAUGGCUACAGGAAAGCCUCCAUGGAGCCAACAGUAUCAGGAGGUUGCUGCUCUUUUCCAUAUUGGGACAACUAAAUCUCAUCCACCCAUCCCUGAGCAUCUCUCUGCUGAGGCAAAGGAUUUUCUGUUAAAAUGUUUACAGAAGGAACCUAACUUAAGGCUCGCUGCAUCAGACUUGUUGCAGCAUCCCUUCGUCACUGGGGAGUACUGGGAAUCUCAGCCAGUUUGCACUUCAGUUGUGGAAUCUGGAAGCCAGAUGGUAACACCCGGGAUGAAUCUUAAGAACUCCAUGAAUACUGUGAUCAGAAGGUCAAUGUGCACAGGCUUAAAGGAUGUCUGUGAAAUGGGUAGCCUGAGUUGCUCAACUGUGUAUCCGCUGAAGUCCUUAAGAAUGGGAUCAUGGGGAGCAAAUAAUGGUGAUGACGACAUGUGCCAAAUAGAUUAUGAAGAUGAUCUUGUGGUUGAUGCAUCGGUAAAGCUCAAAUCCAUUUUAGCGUCUGAUGAUUUAAAUAAGAGUUUCAAUCCCAUGUGUGAGCCUACUGAUGACUGGCCCUGCAAGCUUGGUGGAAGUAUAGACCUACAGAGAAGUGGAAUGGACUUAUCCCCUAAUCAAACUACCCCUAAGGCUACUGGCAGCCCUGGAGUAUCAUCAGUUAAGGCGGAGAAUGACUUCACAUUUCCACGUGGGCCAAUUCCUGCUGAGGAUGAUGAUGAAGUUACAGAGUCGAAAAUUAGAGCCUUCCUGGAUGAAAAGGCUUUAGAUCUGAAGAAGCUGCAGACGCCUUUAUAUGAACAGUUCUACAGCACAAUGAAUGUGGCUGGUCCUCCUGGUGCGGUUCAAAUGGCAAAUGGUGAAAAUGCUUUGAAUAUGUUGACUUUACCUCCUAAAAGCAGAUCACCAAAUUGGGCACCCAGCAGACGGCUCUCAUCAGUUGUUGAUGCUACCAAUGAUGCAAGACUUGGGAGCCAAACCAAAAAUAUACUAAAUGCUAGUGGUGUGCACGAUCGAGCCCUACAGGAAAUUCAGACACCUCAGCCUAGUGAACGGAAAGAGCUGCUUCUUGAUGCUCAGCAGGAAUCAAUUAUUCAAAGCUUCUCUGAGAGACAAAGGAAGUGGAAAGAAGAGCUUGAUGAAGAGCUUGAGAGGAAGCGAGAAAUUUUGCGCCAGGCAGGCGCAGGAGGGAAGACAUCGUCUCCAAAUGAUCGGAUUCUUAAUCGACAGAGGGAGCGGCUACGUUUUGCAUUCUCAGGCAAAUGAUAGCAUAUACCUCUCACCUGUAUCUAUACUGCUGUUCAAUGGAAAAAGAAAUGUGAUUUUUUUUCGUUGGGAGUGGUCAUGUAUGUAGUAGUAUUAUUACCGGUGCAAUGGUGUCUGGUAAUACAUGGUGGUCGCAUUGCCAAAUCUGCGUUAAUGGCAGGCACUGCGCGCAACCUUCCAGCGCUGUCCCAGUCAUUCAGCACAAAAUGUCACAUAAACAGGAUCUCAUCUUUAUAUGAUCCUUUUUUUUUUUUCCUUUUCAUUUUCAUUACCCCCCCAUCUCCGAAUUAAGGUUGUGUAUUAUUAUUAUUAUUAUUUUUAAAGGUUGUGUAUGUUAUUGCGGGAUAUGGAGCACACUAACUUUUUGAGUUUA